This is a messenger RNA of Necator americanus (New World hookworm), 1008 nucleotides long. RefSeq lists its product as uncharacterized. NCBI's taxonomy places the organism in Eukaryota, Metazoa, Nematoda, Chromadorea, Rhabditida, Ancylostomatidae. The record is from RefSeq and is a predicted model, not a curated record. The transcript is spliced from 10 exons. Bases 1 to 1008 code for a protein of 335 amino acids.
AUGAGUGGAAAGACUCAUUUUGGUAAAAGGUCGAAUUGGGAAAAGGUCAAAAUCCCUGACCGAAAGGGCGGAACCAUACGUAAAAAGAAGUAUCAGUCUCACAGGAUUCUCGAAAUGCGGAAACGAGUUGGCCAACUGCCAAGCAGACGCAUUUCCGAUUCGGAAGGUGGAUCGGUGGGCUCGGCAGGUGGUCCGUGCAGUCGCGGACCGGAAAGUGGCCGCAUUCAGCUGCGAGAGCAAGCCCGACCGCAUGGCUCUACGGAGGGACUGUGCCCAGCUGGCUACAACUCAGCGGCUGUGCAGCUGAAUCCGCCGAUGUCAACUGACCGGAGCAAGCAGUCCUGGGCUAUCCGAAAAUCUUAUGAAAAAGAGGCUUUUGUGGCUAGACGAAACCUGUCUUGGAUCAGUUAUGCGAGAUCAGUGCUCGAUCUUCAAGACAUCGUCAUGCUAUGUUUGCAGUGCGCAGUUUUACUGGUUUUAACACCUUUCAGCGUUGCUCAGUUUCACCGAAAUCGGCUCUCUGUUAUCCAACCUGGAUUUGUUCGCAGUCGGACUUUUUCCCGCCACAACGCUAACGGUGGUGGACGUGACCGAGCCGUAGCACCGUUACUGGAUUCCUCGCGAGCUUUGCCCUGUUGUCAGGAUGAAUCAGGAGGUGCCGUGUGCAGAUCAAUGAAAGCGAAUGAUCCUGAGGGAUUCCUUAAAAAGUGCAAUACGGAGCCCGACUUCUCGCUUGUGAUUUGCUGCAAAGCUUGCAACGACGUUACGGUCAAUUACAAGGAACGUGGAGCAUUAUUCUUCAACUCACAGAACGACAACACCCAGUGUUUCGAUCGCAUGAGCUCGAACUACUGCAGUAGAUUUCAGUCAAAUACAGACACAUGGAGUGCUAAAAGGUGGUCCUGCAACUCACAACAUUUUCGGCUAGGCUUCCGAGUGUGCAGACAAAGCUGCGGCUUCUGCACGAUGGAUUGGAGGAACUCUCCAAAUCCUUUGAAAUGCACAUAA